CGGCCACGUACAGUGACGUUACCACGUCGCUGUCGCACACCAAUGACGUGGUGCAAGCGCGACAACGCAGCACCGACGGGAAAGAUAGAAUAAAAACCAAAUCAGCGGGGACUCACUGGUUUACUUCGCUAUACACACACAUUCAUUUAUAUUUUGAGCUUGGUGAUCGAUCGGAGUCAAGAUGUCGUACAUGCUCCCUCAUCUCCACAAUGGCUGGCAGGUCGACCAAGCCAUCCUGUCCGAGGAGGACCGAGUGCUCGUCAUCCGCUUCGGACACGACUGGGACCCGACAUGCAUGAAAAUGGACGAGGUUCUGUACAGCAUCGCAGAAAAGGUAAAGAAUUUUGCUGUCAUUUACCUGGUGGACAUCACAGAAGUUCCCGACUUCAACAAGAUGUACGAGUUGUAUGACCCCUGCACUGUCAUGUUCUUCUUCAGGAACAAACACAUCAUGAUUGAUUUGGGCACCGGUAACAACAACAAGAUCAACUGGACGAUGGAGGACAAGCAGGAGAUGAUAGACAUUGUUGAAACCGUGUACCGAGGAGCAAGAAAGGGACGAGGUCUGGUGGUGUCUCCGAAGGAUUAUUCUACAAAAUACAGAUAUUGAUUCUUUUUUUUCCCUUCCUUAUUUUUUAAGAUGUUUUUUUCCUCUGAUACAUUUUUGUGACACAACAGAAAGACUCCAAGUUACAGAAAUCCGAGAUAUUUUAGUUUUUACCAGGAAAACAAGACUCUUAUUAAUGCCCAUGACUGUGUGACAUUGUGCCGUGUGUUUUUUUGUCUGUGUUUGUGUUGAGAUAAACAUUUUAUUCAGUUUAUUCAAAUUAAGUUGUUGACUUAUUUCUGUGAAACAAGUGCUGAAGAAACCAGACUCAUUACACAAGACCUCUAUUCAUAUGUUGUAAUAAAUCUUGACAUUUACAGAAAA
This is a messenger RNA of Pleuronectes platessa (European plaice), 931 nucleotides long. It is a transcript of the gene txnl4a, whose product is annotated as thioredoxin-like 4A. Gene Ontology annotation, biological process: mRNA splicing, via spliceosome. Gene Ontology annotation, cellular component: spliceosomal complex; U4/U6 x U5 tri-snRNP complex; U5 snRNP. The record is from RefSeq and is a predicted model, not a curated record. NCBI's taxonomy places the organism in Eukaryota, Metazoa, Chordata, Actinopteri, Pleuronectiformes, Pleuronectidae. The transcript has 4 exons. The coding region runs from base 182 to 610 and encodes 142 amino acids.